UUAUACUCGUCAUCCGGAGCAUCGCCGCUUUCAGCGGUACUUUCCUCUGGCUUGGACACUGAGAGCAUCUCUAUGAUGGACUGUGGAAUGGAAAGUCGAGGCGAGUUGUGGCAUUUACACUUGUUCUUUUGAUAAGGCGACCAGAUCACGAUUCCAACCUCAUAUGAUGUUCCCAGUCGCGCGCACUCUUAUGUAGCGAACGCGUUUAGAGAUUUAACACUCAUAUCUUCAUCAGCGAUCUUCAUCAUCACCAUCCUCAUCAGCCCUGGAAGACAUCGAGUCGUUUUGGACCCAGAAGUCAUGGAUGUAUGGUUCUGUUCUGCGGUUCCAGUGUUCAUCUGGAGGCUUCUCUUUCUUUCAAGCAUCUUCCAGGGUUAUUGGAGCUCCAUGCUCGAUUGUCCAUUAACAUGCAGCUGUUCGCCCAUUGAGAUCUAUUGCAAUAAGUCCGACAGUGGGAAUUUCUUCCCUUUACUUGCUCUACAAGAUCCGGCGAGCAAUGGCAGUAACAAUAAUGACAUUGAAGAUCUCUUCAGGAACAUCACGUCCAUACACAUAGAGAACUGGACAGGAUUGCAGAUUCUUAAGGAUGUUGACAUGGAACUGUACACAGGACUCCAGAGACUGACAAUAAUAAAUUGCAGUUUACGGACAAUCCAGGCACGUGCAUUUGCGCAGAACCCUCACCUCCGCUACAUAAACCUGUCGAAGAACCCUCUGACGACACUCUCUUGGCAGCUUUUUCAGCACCUUCAGCUGGUCGAACUGAGGCUGGAGGGGGUCGUCUUUGACUGUGGCUGUGAGAUCCGAUGGAUUCAGCUCUGGCAGCUGCGAGGUGAGGCUGGCCUGCACACCCAGCACCUCUACUGCAAGAACGGCGCAAGCAAGAUCCGCCUGAGAUCAAUGAGCAUCGCCUACUGUGACCUGCCAGAUAUCAGCGUUGCUCACAGUAACCUGACUGUGCUGGAGGGGGGUAACGUGACCCUCAGCUGUAAUGGCUCUGGGUCUCCAGUACCUGAGGUGGACUGGACCGUGAACGGCCUUCUCUCCAUCAACACGCACCAGUCAAAUGUCUACUGGCCCAACAUUCACUCCAUCAACCUGACGCUGGUCAACGUGAGCAGAGACGACAACGGAUUUGUUCUGACCUGCAUCUCUGAGAAUGUGGUCGGAAUGACCAAUGUGUCCCUUCAGCUGGCUGUGCUGUUUCCACCAGUAAUACUGAAGCUGGACGAGCCGGAGCGGCGCCAUCACACCUGCAUUGAGUUCACUGUCAGGGGCUUUCCCCAUCCCACACUGCGCUGGUUCCACAAGGACCGUGAGAUCCUGCAGAGCGAGUAUAUCCACAUUGAGAUGGAGCACUACAAAGAUUACUUGGAAGGCUGCUUGACUUUUCAGAACCCCACACAUUACGACAAUGGAAACUACACCCUAGUAGCCUCCAACUCCCUCGGGUCAGUCACCAAAACCAUCUACGGCUAUUUUCUUGAGCCACCGUUCAUUGAGGAUGACGGUAAGCUAUUUAAUUCACCAACAUCUGAAGAUGAGGCGAAGAGUCCUGAAGAAGAUUCAUUUGGAAUGUCGAUUGCUGUUUGUCUGGCUGGCUUUGGUUUUGUAUUCCUCAUUGUGAUUUUCAUCCUCAUCAACAAAUACAGCAGGCGCAACAAAUUUGGGAUAAAAGGCCCAGUGGCAGUCAUCAGUGGGGAGGAAGACUCUGCAAGCCCUCUUCAUCACGUCAACCAUGGUAUCGUCACACCCUGCUCUCUCGAGGCAGGACCGGACGCCGUCGUAAUCGGCAUGAGUCGCAUUCCUGUCAUCGAGAACCCGCAGUACUUUCGACAUGGACACAACUGCAACAAACCAACCACUUAUGUGCAGCAUAUUAAACGGAGGGACAUUGUUCUGAAGAGGGAGCUGGGCGAGGGAGCUUUUGGGAAGGUGUUUCUGGCUGAAUGUUACAACCUCAGCCCCACCAAAGAUAAGAUGCUGGUGGCUGUGAAGACUCUCAAAGAUCCGACCCUGACUGCCAGGAAAGACUUUCAAAGGGAGGCCGAGCUCCUCACCAACCUCCAGCACGAGCACAUUGUGAAGUUCUAUGGCGUGUGCGUGGAUGGCGACCCUCUCAUCAUGGUGUUUGAGUACAUGAAGCAUGGAGACCUCAAUAAGUUUCUGAGAGCCCAUGGUCCAGACGCCAUGAUCCUUGUUGACGGCCAACCGAUGCAGCCUAAUGGGGAACUUGGUCUCUCGCAGAUGUUUCAUAUUGCUACACAGAUAGCGGCAGGCAUGGUCUACCUGUCCUCCCAGCACUUCGUGCACCGUGACCUGGCCACCCGCAACUGCCUCGUUGGUAACGGCCUGCUCGUGAAAAUCGGAGACUUCGGGAUGUCCAGAGACAUCUACAGCUCAGAUUACUACAGAGUGGGAGGUUACACCAUGCUGCCCAUACGCUGGAUGCCUCCGGAGAGCAUCAUGUACAGGAAGUUCUCCACAGAGAGCGAUGUAUGGAGCUUCGGAGUCAUUAUGUGGGAGAUCUUCACCUAUGGGAAACAGCCAUGGUAUCAGUUAUCUAAUAAUGAGGUCAUUGAAUGCAUUACUCAAGGUCGGGUUCUAGACAGGCCUCGCCUGUGUCCUAAGGAAGUGUACGACCUGAUGUUAGGCUGCUGGCAAAGAGAGCCACAACAACGACUGAACAUCAAAGACAUUCAGAAAGUUCUUUAUGCUCUGGGAAAAGCCACGCCUGUCUACUUGGACAUCCUCGGCUGAGACAGGUGCGACGGCUUUCAGCAGAAUCCAACACAAUCCAGGAAUAACCAAACAAGCCCUUUUCCCCACGUCGGCGCUCCACUGUAAAAACACCAACACGUCGGAGAUGGACUUUAAGUGCCUGCAACACUUUUUUUCGAUACACUGAGUAUACAUUUAAAAAAAAAAAAAGUAAAAAAUAUUUAAAAACAAACUUUUACAUUUUGUUUACUGGUACAGUAUAUAGUGUACAGAAUUAUUCUACAAAGACAAAAAAAAAAAGAUUCCUAUAAAAUGAUGGCGAAAGCAGAAUGUUGCCUUCGGUGUGGCGGCACUAAUUUUGAGAAAUUAUGAUUUUCAGUGUUUCAUUUUAUAAGCAUAUAAACACACAUAUAUGAAUAUAUUUUUAUUUAUUUUGUUUCAUUUUGAAGGUGAAGUAUGGGUGCCUGUCAUGUUUAGUGCUGUUGAUAUAUUAUCUUUUCGAGACAGCUGCUCUUCGGUUCUGCUCUGCUUUAACAGCUGGGAUUUUAUGAGGAAAGCCUUAUUAGGUUUCGAUUAUUUUGCCGAUGCAUCUUUUUCUGUUAUUUUUAUUUUAUUUAUUUUUUUGUUCCUGCAACUUUGAUUUGAUGGUCUAUAGCUCUUGAGCAGGCAACUUGGAACCUUUCGAAUACUAAAACGUUGAUAUAUUUUCAUCGUACCUGAUUGUAUAUACUGUAAAUUUCUAUUCUUGUCAACCUGUUAACUUAUUUUCCUUUUUAUGUGUUUUGAUUUCUUUUUCGACACACAAUAGUUCUUUUGUGAUGUACUCUUUAGAAAAGGGUCAGCCAGGAGAGAACAUAAAUAUCACACAGUAUCUUAAAAUGAGCACUUGGCGGCUCAUUAUUAAUACAGGGUGUCUCUAAUAUCCCGGCCCGAGUCCAGUCUGUAACCGUGCUCCCAAAACUGAAUGUGGUAAAACUAGAACUAAACUGCAGGUUCUUUGUCUCCGAGAUCCUAAAAUGACACCUGUUUGAAUUAACGUUUCGAUAAAUAUCAAUGCCAUUGCAUCUGAAGUUAACAAUUUCAUGUUGUUGUCUGUAGCUAAACAGUUCUAUGUUAUUCCAGGGGCUGUUUCUCUGAGAUGUUUGUUGAUGCGACACCAAAUCUUUUUGACGUCAGGAUUUCGAUGUCAGCGGAUUCUCUUGCCUCUUUGCAGUACCACAGAUAUUUGCAAACGACAUAUUAAAAUGGAUGUUUAGAUUAAGUAUAAAAUAAAUAUAAGAACCUUUCAAAUCAAGUCUUUUCGGUUCAUUGUGUUUAGGCCAUCCAUUGUUGAUAACGGCACUUCAGAGAUUUGUAGCAUAACCUAGUUUUGACUCUUUGUGACGGCUGGAUAUGUCCUGUCUUUUGCUUUUGAGGCAAAGUACAUUGAAUUCUAAUAGAGUUUAUUCUAAUAGCAUUUGAAUAUCAGCCCUAUCCACAAUAGUGCCUUGCUGGCUAGCAAUCAGCUGAGGAAAAAGCCUUUGGGUUCUAACAUAUUUUAAUGUGGCAAUUUCUUUGAAAGAUAUUUAGUAAUAUAAUUCCUUGUAAUAAAAUAGUAUUUUUAAGAUAUGUAGAAUGUGCAAAUCAUAUGUAUUGAGCAGUGCUUUUAGUUUAUUCAUGUGGAAACUGAGGCCAUAUGUAUGCAAUGGUUGUCAGGCUUAACGAGUAACCAUAAUCAUAUCAUUAAACCAUUAAAUGUAAAAUAUACUCAUACGCCUGUGAUGGAAAAAAUUGUAUACUGUAAAUGUAAUGUUUAUGCAAUUACAAUAUUUCAUUAUACAUUUGGUGUCAACACAUUUGAUACCUUUUAGCAAUCCAGGCAAUUUAAAAUGUACAUCUACAAAACAUGUCCGGGUCAUAUUUUACUUAAAAAAACACAUGAUAGAAAUAGUAAAUUAUAUUAUGCUUUAGAAAAUAAAUAAAUCACUGAGAAUGAGACGUAAUGAGAAUUUGCCUUUUGGAAAAUGUGAUGUUUUGCUUGUCAUGAAAAUUUCGUGAUGCAAACUGUACACUUUCAGAAAAGAAGGUACUAAGCUGUCACUGGGGUGGUCCCCAAAGGUACCAAAGCUAAAAUAUACAUAUUUGUACAUAAUUUAGCCCUAUAUUGUACAUGUUAGUAACUUAAAGGUGAAUAUUAUUACCUGAAGUGGUAAUAAAGGUUUAUUUUCAUCAUCUUAAGGGUUAUUUUGUUAUGCAAUAUCUGUCUGUCAAGGGGUUAAAUAUCUGACCAUGACAUUUCAUGCAUGGACAUUGACAAUAUACAGAAGGAGCAUGACAAAGUGCUAAUUAAAUCUGAUCAUCACAA
Messenger RNA from Carassius carassius (crucian carp), 5065 nucleotides. Its product is annotated as NT-3 growth factor receptor-like. Gene Ontology annotation, cellular component: plasma membrane; axon; signaling receptor complex. The transcript is spliced from 16 exons. The coding region runs from base 301 to 2760 and encodes 819 amino acids. Gene Ontology annotation, molecular function: neurotrophin receptor activity; ATP binding; neurotrophin binding. NCBI's taxonomy places the organism in Eukaryota, Metazoa, Chordata, Actinopteri, Cypriniformes, Cyprinidae. The record is from RefSeq and is a predicted model, not a curated record. Gene Ontology annotation, biological process: regulation of phosphatidylinositol 3-kinase/protein kinase B signal transduction; protein phosphorylation; multicellular organism development.